Molecule: messenger RNA, 516 nt
Organism: Chaetomium globosum CBS 148.51
Lineage: Eukaryota; Fungi; Ascomycota; Sordariomycetes; Sordariales; Chaetomiaceae
Exons: 3
Coding region: 1-516 (171 amino acids)
Biological process (GO): transmembrane transport
Molecular function (GO): transmembrane transporter activity
Source: RefSeq, a predicted model, not a curated record
AUGGAGAAGAACUCCCCGUCACGGGACUCGCCCCUUGAGGCGGCGGACAAACUCGACCACGACGAAAAACAGCCCUCUAACCCGACACAAACACCCAUCAACCCACCCGAAGAAACCCCAGCCGGCGCCCUCUCAGACAGCACCACCGACGAAAAGCACCUCGGGCCACAAUCCAUCCCCCGACUCCGUUUCAUCGCCCUAUCAACCGGCGUCGCGCUCGGCCUCUUCCUUUCCAUGCUCGACUCCUCCAUCGUCGCCACCUCGCUCUUCACCAUCGCCGCCGAGUUCGGCGACGUCGAUUCCAUCAACUGGGUCGCCCUGGCCUACACGCUGACCUACCUGAGCUGUGCCGUGCUCUUUGCCCGCGUGUCGGACGUCGUCGGCCGCCACGCCGCUUUCGCCGCCGCCUAUGUGGUGUUUAUUGUUUUCUCGAUUGCGUGUGGGUUUGCGAGCGGGAUGGGGCAGUUGAUUGCGUUUAGGGCGUUGCAGGGUGUGGGGGGGAGUGCGUGUCGAUGA